This is a messenger RNA of Pocillopora damicornis (cauliflower coral), 1002 nucleotides long. Its product is annotated as transcription factor Sox-3. The record is from RefSeq and is a predicted model, not a curated record. Gene Ontology annotation, biological process: positive regulation of transcription by RNA polymerase II; cell differentiation. Gene Ontology annotation, cellular component: nucleus. NCBI's taxonomy places the organism in Eukaryota, Metazoa, Cnidaria, Anthozoa, Scleractinia, Pocilloporidae. Gene Ontology annotation, molecular function: DNA-binding transcription activator activity, RNA polymerase II-specific; RNA polymerase II cis-regulatory region sequence-specific DNA binding.
AUGUCGACGACCACAAUUUUAACGCCGUCGGCGAACACGGGCUCUAACGCGAACGGAGAAAGUAAUGGAAAGUGCAGUCCGGACCGCGUUAAGCGACCCAUGAACGCAUUUAUGGUGUGGAGCAGAGAACGACGGCGUCGAAUGGCGCAGGAAAAUCCGAAGAUGCACAAUUCGGAGAUUUCGAAGAGGCUGGGAGCCGAAUGGAAACUUCUCUCGGACGCCGAGAAGCGACCGUAUGUGGACGAAGCCAAGAGAUUGCGAGCUGUUCACAUGAAGGACCACCCUGAUUACAAGUACAGACCGCGACGAAAGAGCAAAACUUUGCUCAAGAAGGACAACAAGUACACUUUGUCGAUGUUAGGGGCUCAAGGUGGUCCGCCAGUUCAACGAUCUGUGGCGCAAAACCCGGCCGAACAUUUCGCACAAAUGAACGGUUUUACUUACGGUCCCAUUUCAGCGUACAGCCAAAUGAAUGUGAGUGAUCCUUAUAGUACAAUGUACGCCGGUCAUCCACUAUCGCCGCAUACCCCUACACAACUACAAGCUACGAACGGCAUGCACCAUUCCGGUUACACUAGCAUGGGAGGCAGCCAAAUUUACCCUGUUGUUUCAUCGCAGGGUCAAGCUUACACCAUGAAUGGUACUGCUCCGUCGAUGAACUCGAUUACUCCUUUGUAUUCGCAGCCUAGCAAUCCUGUGCUACUACCAAACAUUAAACAAGAAAUCCCGAGCCCUGGCUCGCAGUCCAGCCGGACACGGAGCUGCACCGAUCAACUCGGAGAUAUGAUUAACACGUAUCUUCCUGGGGAUACUUCAAAUUUACAGAAUGCGAAUCAUCACCACCAGGUUACUGGAAGCCACGUUCCUCCCAAUCGCUAUAGCCAGUGGCAGGAAUCAAGCUCUGUGGCGAGCAGUCUGCCUGUCCAUAGCGGAGUGACUCCAGUUAGCAUUUCUAACGUUUCGGGCGUUAGUGGGACAAUGCCAUUAACUCACUUACCAUGA